Molecule: messenger RNA, 2781 nt
Organism: Zonotrichia leucophrys gambelii
Lineage: Eukaryota; Metazoa; Chordata; Aves; Passeriformes; Passerellidae
Gene: CEP63
Product: centrosomal protein 63
Exons: 16
Coding region: 226-2397 (723 amino acids)
Biological process (GO): centriole replication; de novo centriole assembly involved in multi-ciliated epithelial cell differentiation
Cellular component (GO): centriole
Source: RefSeq, a predicted model, not a curated record
AGGAAGGGAGGAGGGCGGUCGGCCACGCAGCCAGAGCUGGGGUGUCGGGCAGCCCGGAGCGGAGCUCGGCCCGGGGGCUCGGGGCUGCUCUCGGGGCGCGGCGCUGGAAGGGCCCCGGGCAGGUGCGGGGCAGGCGCUCUGGAUGGAGAAGCAGCCUGGUUUGUGCAUUGCCAUGGGUGACCACUGCUUUCCUGUACUUGCCUAGUACUGAAGCCACCAGGAUUCAUGAUGGAGACUUUGCUGGAAGGAAUGCAAAGAGGUGGGCGGGGAAGUGGUGGGUUCCUGACCUCCUGUGAGGCCGAGCUGCAGGAGCUGAUGAAGCAGAUCGACAUCAUGGUGGCUCACAAGAAAUCCGAAUGGGAAGGGCAGACACAGGCUUUGGAAGCUUGUCUGAGUGCUCGGGAGCAGGAACUUGCCUCUGCCAAGGCAGCUCUGCAGGAAAAACAAAAGGAGGUUGGCAUGCUGCGCCGCCAGGUUGAGGAUGUGGAAAAAUCCAAGCAGGACAUGGUUAGAGAGUAUGAACAACAGCUGAAGAAGUUCCAGGAGGAGUUGUCCCGGCUGAGGAGGAGCUAUGAGAAGCUGCAGAAGAAAAAAACAAGGAGCAGAGGAGAAGCUAACAAAGGACAAGAGGAGGACAAGUUUGAAUUGAGCCGACUGACCAGGAAGCUGGAGGAGUUCCGGCAGAAAUCACUUGACUGGGAGAAGCAGCGCCUGCAGUACCAGCAGCAGGUGGCAUCGCUGGAGGCGCAGCGCAAGGCUCUGGCAGAGCACUCCGAGCUCAUGCAGAACACUGAAAAAUUCAAAAUGAGCACUCCCCCAAGCUGCUGGAACCAGACGCAGCUGGCCAGUCGGAAGCAGAUGCUGGACUCGGUGGAGCUGGCGAGCCGCUCGGAAAUCCAGCACUUGAGCAGCCGGCUGGAGAGGGCCAGGGACACCAUCAGUGCCAACGAGCGCGAGGUGGAGAGGCUCAGCAUGAGGGUGGAUGGCCUCAGUGAGGACAACCGCGUCAUUCUGGAAGAUCAGCACAGAGUUGAAGAGGAAUUAAGGGAGUCCAAGACAAUGUUAGAGGUGCUGCAGGAUGAGAAGAUGGAACUGAAAGCCACCUUGCAGUCUCAAGAAGAUUUCAUUAACAGCUCGAAACUGCACCAGGAGCAGUUACAGAAACAGCUGGACAGGAUGACUGAAACUCUUCACACAAAAGAACUCCUCAUCAGGGCCUUGGAGGAGCGCUUGCAAGGGAAGCCAUUGUCCUCUGCAGGGCUGGAGCUGGAGCAGGUGCUGCUGCAGCUGGAUGUUGCCCAGAAGAAGGAACAGCACUUGCAGUCAGAGGUGACUCGUCUUGAGAACAGCCUGGUGUCUUCAAAUGCCAGGUGUGUGCAGCUGAGCGAGGAGCUGGGGGAGAAUAUCAAAGAGCUGCAGUCCCUGGAAGAAGACCAGACUGAGUCAAGGGCAGAGAUUAAAAAGCUGAAAGACCAGCUCUCUCAGGCUGAACAAAUGCACAGCAGUGAGCUGGAGAGGAUGAAAAGGGAGAUCUCCAGGCUGACCCAGGAGCUGCAGCAGCGAGACAUCACCAUUGCAUCAGCAAGCGGCUCCACCUCGGACCUGGAGCAGCAGCUCAGAGCAGAGAUUGAAAGGGCAGAGAGGAAAGCAGUGGAACACAGGGUACUUCUGGUCCAGCUGGAAACCCUGAGACUGGAAAACCGUCAUCUCUCAGAGAUUCUGGAAAAAACAGAGUGUGGUAAGCUGAAGGGGGCUGAUGGCAGCCUGAGAGCACUCAGGGAGGACUACACUGCUGAGCUGCAGAAAUUGAUAGCUGAGAACCAGCAGCUGCGGAAGGACCUGGCAGAGACCAGGGCGAAACUGGGGGUCACUGCACACGUGUGCCCAGGUGAACCUGAGGGCAGGGCUCAGCAGGGGCAAGGCAGAGAGCCCAGGGAUGUACAGCACAGGGAAGCACAGCACAAGCAGGAUGAGCACACAGGGAGGACACAUCUGCAGCCUGACAGGACUGCUCAGCAUCAUCACAGGGACUCCCAAAGGUUUGGGGCUGCUGAAACAGGAACUGUGACCCCUGAGAUGGGUGAGCCACCCUCCCAGAGCAGCAGCAAGAACUGCAGGGAGCCACGUGCCUGGCUGGGAAUGGAGUCUGUGCUUCAUGAGGUGCAUGAAAACAAAGAUCUUGCAGAUGAAGCAUCUAAGCAGCCUGCCUUAAAUCAUCACAGAGAAUCUCUGUUUUUGUGCCCCUUGCCUACAGCUUCUGUGGGAUCCAUUGCUGCACGAUACCUGGAAGAUGAAGAAGUGAGAUCCCAGCACAUCCUGGAGUGCCUAAAUGCUCACAUUGAGGAACUGAAAAAAGAGAGUGCAAAGAUAGUGAGACGAUUUGAACACCAUGAAUAAUGUUCCUUGUGGAGUUGGAAUGCUGGUUUCCUUAUGUGCUUCCAAACUGUGACUGGGAAGGUGCCUGUAUCCAGCUGGGAUUGGAGCUUGAGUGAGAGGCCGUGUGUCCCACUUGGAGCUGAGUCAGCAGGAUGGGAUUUGAGGAAAAGGAACUCAUGUGUCCGUGCUUGCUCUGAUGAGGGGUGUUACACCACAAACAUUUGAGUCAGCUUGCCAUAGGUCAGAGACCUGCAUCACAGCUAUGUGCUCACUUACAAAGUUGAUAGUAUUUUUUAAAAGCAAAACAUUUCCUAGUUUUUAUGUAUUUAAAGUAUAUUUUCUACAUGUAAAAGCAUUGAAAUAAAUCAGAAUGGCAAACGCCUCUUUUCCUGUUUAUACAAAUAC